Anisakis simplex (herring worm) is the source of this 204-nucleotide messenger RNA. Lineage: Eukaryota; Metazoa; Nematoda; Chromadorea; Rhabditida; Anisakidae. The record is from the annotation of a GenBank genome assembly.
AUGUCCUCAAACUCUCGUGCUGCAUCAAUUUCAUCGGGUUUUGUUGGUGGUGAUCCAACGCCGAUGAUUGCUGGUACUGAAGAGAAGAGUGGCUGGUUACAGAAAUGGACGAAUUACCUGAAGGGAUAUCGUCAGCGGUGGUUUGUGCUCGAUGCACAUGCGAAUCUUAGCUAUUAUAGGUUGGCAGUCCUCUACAUUCUUUGA